AUGCAUUCCUUGCUGUGGUGUUUCCGCCCGCGCAAGCGAAGAGACCUCCAUGACUGGAAGCAAAUAGAGGGUCAGCCAUCCCGUUCCCCCCCCUGGCACGACCCCAACGACAACACCUUGCUCUUUGAAGGCUUCGAAUGGCACAUCCCGAGCGACAAUCGCCACUGGAGGCGGCUGCAACGCGCCCUGCCGGCCCUGCACGCCAUCGGGGUGGACUCCGUCUGGCUCCCGCCGGGGUGCAAGGCGAUGAACCCGUCGGGGAACGGGUACGACAUCUACGACCUGUACGACCUGGGCGAGUUCGACCAGAAGGGCUGUACCGCCACCAAAUGGGGCUCCUUCGCCGACCUCGAGGCGCUGAUGGAGGACGCCCACGCCAUCGGGGUGGGCGUGUACUGGGAUGCGGUGCUGAACCACAAGGCCGGCGCCGACUUCCCGGAGCGGUUUGAAGCGGUCAAGGUUGAUUCUCAGCGACGCGAUGUCGAGAUCGCAACCCCCCAAGAGAUCUCCGGCUGGACGGGCUUCAGCUUCUCCGGCCGGGGCCCCGCCCACAGCGCCCAGGAAUACCACUGGUACCACUUCAGCGGGGUGGACUGGGACGACGCCGCCAAAGAGAACGCGAUCUUCCGGAUCUGCGGCGCGGGGAAGCCCGGCUGGGCGGAGGACGUGGGCCGGGAGCUGGGGAACUACGACUACCUGAUGUUCGCGGACCUGGACUACUCGCACCCGGAGGUGCGCGCGGACGUGCUGCGCUGGGGCACCUGGAUCGGCCAGCGGCUGGGGUUGAAGGGGAUGCGGCUGGACGCGGCGAAGCACUUCUCCAUGCGGUUCCAGAAGGCGUUCGCGGCGCACAUGCGCGCGACCACAGACCCGGAUUUCGUCGUCAUCGGCGAGUACUGGACGGGGGAUGUGCAGGAGCUGGUGCGGUACGUCCAGACCGAGAUGGAGGGGACGGUGGUCGCGGUCGACGCGCCGCUGGUGCAUAAUUUCUCGCGGGUGUCGUUGGAGAAAGGCCGUGGGGAUCUGCGGCGCGUGCUGCGGGGGACGUUGGUCGAACGGUGUGGGGCGAAUGCUUUGAACACCAUCACCCCGGACUUCAAACUCCUCGCCUACGCCCUCAUCCUCCUCCGCCAAGAAGGCCGCCCAUGCCUCUUCUACGGCGACCUGUACGGCAUCUGGGACGCCCAGACACAACAAGCCCACCGCGACCCGGCCUACGCCUACCACCUCCCCAUCCUCACCCGCACCCGCAAGCUCUUCGCCUACGGCGAGCAACAGGACUACUUCGACCAAGCGCAUUGCAUCGGCUUCGUCCGAUACGGCAACGCCCGCCACCCGGCGGGAUUGGCGUGUGUGUUAAGCAACGCGCCCGGGCGUGCCACGAAGCGCAUGUAUGUCGGGCAGCGACACGCGCAGGCGACGUGGACGGAGGUGUUGGAGGGCGACAGCAGCAAAAUGGGUGCGGUGGUGAUUGACGCGCGGGGGUAUGGGGAGUUCCCCGUGGAGGGAGGGGGGGUAAGCGUUUGGGUUGAUGCGGCGGCCCCGGACCGCGGGAGGCUGAAUGACCCGUUUUUUGCGAAUGCAGUGAUCAUGACAUCUAUGGGUAUCUACGGUAAGGUGAGCAAAAGGUAA
Molecule: messenger RNA, 1632 nt
Organism: Aspergillus aculeatus ATCC 16872
Lineage: Eukaryota; Fungi; Ascomycota; Eurotiomycetes; Eurotiales; Aspergillaceae
Product: alpha-amylase
Exons: 6
Coding region: 1-1632 (543 amino acids)
Biological process (GO): carbohydrate metabolic process
Molecular function (GO): hydrolase activity, hydrolyzing O-glycosyl compounds; calcium ion binding
Source: RefSeq, a predicted model, not a curated record